Messenger RNA from Amphibalanus amphitrite, 873 nucleotides. RefSeq lists its product as uncharacterized. The transcript is spliced from 3 exons. Bases 96 to 698 code for a protein of 200 amino acids. The record is from RefSeq and is a predicted model, not a curated record. NCBI's taxonomy places the organism in Eukaryota, Metazoa, Arthropoda, Thecostraca, Balanomorpha, Balanidae.
CUUAUCUUGCAUUUUCGAACUCGUCUCCAGAAGUGACCACGUUUCGGAUUGGUGGAUGCGUUGGGUGUGCCUCUAGUCUGUUCAUAUAAAACGAGAUGGGAAGAGAAACGCAUCAUCGUGAAGGCAAGCGCAUCGCAACAAGCAAGAUGAAGUGCGUGGUUCUGUUGCUAGCUGUGGUUUCGUGCGCUUCGGCGUACGUUAUCCUCAACCCAUACUCCUACUACAGCGGCGUCAGCCCCUACAUCUGGAGGAAGAAGCGGUCUGCCCCUGAGGCCCCGGCCGAAGACCAGCAGGCUGAUCCCGCUCUGUUCUACAAGAGAUACGUUGGCUACCCCUACUCUUCGUACAUCCACUACCUGAAGAAGCGCGAGGCCCCGGCCGAAGACCAGCAGGCUGAUCCUGCUCUGUUCUACAAGAGCUACGUUGGCUACCCCUACUCUUCGUACGUUCAUUACCUGAAGAAGCGUGAGGCCCCGGCUGAAGACCAGCAGGCCGAUGCAGCCAUGUUCUACAGGUCGUACCGCUACCCGGCCUUCGGCUACACCUACCCCGGGGUGCGCAUUCUGAAGAAGCGCGCUGCUGAUCCCGAGAAGGAGGAGGAGGAUGAGAAGAAGAAGGUCGUCUACAUCAACGCCAUGCCAUACAGCUCUCUCGGCUACCCGUUCUACAGCUACGCUCCUUACAUCUACAAGAAGUAAUCGACAAUCACAGGCAGCACCGAUCAUUGCACGAGCCCAUGCCGACAAAUGCUGACUUCUUCCGAUUGAAUUCUGGUCCGAAAGUUGUACGUCAUACUGUAUGUGGAUGUCCAUCGGACACAGGAUCGUAUGAUGGUGAUGGUGACGGCAACAGCAAUACAUAAUUGCAAGCAAA